This is a messenger RNA of Desarmillaria tabescens, 2556 nucleotides long. Its product is annotated as nucleoporin-interacting protein NIC96. Bases 1 to 2556 code for a protein of 851 amino acids. Gene Ontology annotation, biological process: poly(A)+ mRNA export from nucleus; protein import into nucleus. Gene Ontology annotation, molecular function: structural constituent of nuclear pore. NCBI's taxonomy places the organism in Eukaryota, Fungi, Basidiomycota, Agaricomycetes, Agaricales, Physalacriaceae. Gene Ontology annotation, cellular component: nuclear pore. The transcript is spliced from 12 exons. The record is from RefSeq and is a predicted model, not a curated record.
AUGGCCUCCGACCUCUCUGCGUUGUUAACGGCAUCCAAGGGACUCACGUCUCAUUUAUCGAGGCCAGAACUUCCCUCAGUCAACCUUUCGCUUGACCAGAUUGAAGCCCAGUCUCGAAGGCUCGUUUCACGACAACCAGGGACCUCGAAUGAUGUUGAUCGCGCAAACUAUCUCCUUGCCCAAGCACGCGUAGAUGCAUCGGCAUUGUCAAGCUCCAUUGCGCACCUCAACACCUCGACCACUUUUUCGCCCUUGCAGCCACUUCAGGACACAGAUGUGGCCGGUUAUCUUCGCCACGCACAUGAACAGACGUUGAUUUCCACCAUUGAGGAAGGGCGGCGGGAGACACAGGAGGAUUUCUAUCGUAUGCUUGAGGAACGGACAAGGAGGGACUGGGAAGCCAAAAAGAAACGCGUCUUCGAGGAAUUGGGGGGACGCGUCAAUGUUGAAAACAAGGCUGUCACUGAGCUAAAAAAGAGCUUCCAUGGCAAGAGCAGUCUUAUUUCAAGCUCGACACCAAGCCUCACACUGCAAAUGCAAAACAGGAUGAUGGCCUAUGACCGUGUGGUCACCGAGCUCAACGCUGCACGCUUACGUGGUGUUUCAUUCCCAAUUAUUCACUCCUUCAUGGAUCCCCGUUCCGCACAAAUGGCCCAAACCUUCCAAACUCUGGCGAAGAUAACUGCUGAGCCACCUGCGUUGCCACCGGUCGAACAUGCAAGUGCACACAUACUUAAUUCUCCCUUGUUUGAACGGAAACACGCAAGGGCGUACCUGGGAGAUCCAGAGUCUCGGGAUGCCAUUGCUCUUCGACGACAAAUCACGAAAGGAGCGCGAGAAUCCCUGGAAUUGCAGUACUGGGAUGUCAUGGAUCGGACAGUGCAGUCACGGCCUACAGAAGCACUCUUGGGCGGGGACCCUAGCAUAUCGAAUAAAGUGCGCGCUUUCUUAUUUGUGCGGUACUACAAAAACGGAGAAUGGGAAGAACGCAUUGAACUCGUGGCCGGGCAACCACUAUGGGCGCGACUAUUUUACCUCGUUCGGACAGGCCAUUUGGACGAGGCGCUGGACGAGGCUGUUCAGUACCAACAAGCCAUUGAAAGACGUGAAGUGAGCUUCAUCAGUCAUUUCAGGACAUGGGUUGAGUCACCAGAACGAAGACUUCCUAAAGCUCACCGAGAUCAUUUGCAAUCCGUGUUCAACGCUCACAUGUUGCACUCAGCUGCGACAGAUCCGUUCAAACUCGCGCUGUACAAGCUCAUGGGCAAACUAGAACCGACGCGGCGCAGUGUUCCUCAUGUUACCACAACGACAGAGGACUGGUUGUGGUUCCAGCUUGCCAUGAUCGACGAGGAAGAAGAUGGUGGACUGCGUGGCUUCGCUGAAGUGAUACUUGGAUAUGGUGAGAGGCAAUUUGAUAGUGGUUCGAGGAAGGGAGUCUGGGCGAGUGUCCUCCUCAUGUGUGGACAGUUUGAACGGGCUGUCGCGGCUCUUUGGGAAGACCAGGAAACAGAAAUUGAAGCAGUUCACCUUGCUAUUGCCUUGGCCUAUCAUGGUCUUCUUCGGGUGCCCCCACGAGCAGAAACGUCUGAAAUGACUCCGUUAUCACUACCUCCUUCGUCGCCUCCUGCUUUGAGCAUCUCCACAAUAAUAUGGCGCUAUAUGAGACAGUUUGUCAAGAUGGACGCCAAGGAGGCACUGCAGUAUGUUUAUUGUGUCUGCUUGACCGCAGACCAGGGCGAAAUCGGAAAGGAGCAGGUGGAGAAUGCCUGGGAACUUGUACGGCGUAUAAUCGUCCUUAGCAACAGUGGUCCUGGCUGGGAGGAGCUUGUCGGAGGCUUCAGACCCGACGGUUCAAGAUUCAACGGUGUCAUUGAACAAGGAGCGAGCUUAUUGAAACUAGACGAUCUUCGGCAGUACAACGAGCAGAUCCUAAUUCGUGCCGCCAAAAAUUCGGAAGAAAACGAUCGGAUAUCCGAAGCUAUAAAGCUUUAUAAUUUGGCAGGGGAUUACUCCACAGUUAUGUCGUGCCUUGCUCAAGCUCUGGGUAGCACGAUCGCGCGCCCAAGUCCUGAUGAGAAGGCGCGCACAAUUGAGAGAACCGCAGCUGACAUUGUACGGCAUUAUGAGCGGACAAACAGAGCUGCUGGGAAGGAUAAAGAUGCAGUAAUACGGCUGCUGAAGAUCCGGGAGGCUGUUGAUGCUAAGCAUGCUGGUCGACCCGAGACCGCUCUUCAGUGCAUGGAGACAACGGACCUCAUUCCGUUAGAUGGAGACGUGGCGAAAAUUACACGUAGGGCCGAAGAAUUCAAGGAAUUGCAUGACUCGCUACAACGAAAUCUGCCGACGUACAUUACACUUACAAUGGAUGCUCUCGCUGGUAUCCAUCAAAAAGUCAAGGGUUCCCUUGUUCCCGAUGCUACCAGACAUAUGACUCUGACUGCUGUGAGGAAGAAAUCCAGAUCGUUGAUGGUCUUCGCUGGCAUGCUCAAAUAUCGCAUGUCGCCAGACGUGUACUCCUAUUUAGCAAGACUAGACGUCGAGAUUGCACUGUGA